Messenger RNA from Habropoda laboriosa, 1005 nucleotides. Its product is annotated as putative carbonic anhydrase 3. The record is from RefSeq and is a predicted model, not a curated record. NCBI's taxonomy places the organism in Eukaryota, Metazoa, Arthropoda, Insecta, Hymenoptera, Apidae. Gene Ontology annotation, molecular function: zinc ion binding; carbonate dehydratase activity. Gene Ontology annotation, cellular component: cytoplasm.
AUGACUAGUAUUACAAGAAUUAUAAGUUUGAUGGCAACUAUAUCAUUUGUUCUUGGACAUUUUGGAUACAGUAGACGUGACCAGCAUACAUGGAUUCGAAAUUUCAAGUUAUGUGGUGGAAAAUUACAGUCCCCUGUAUCAAUAUCAUCAUUGAAAUCAGUUACUCUUCCUUUGCCUGCACUUGAAAUAAUCAGCUAUCAUAAUUUUCUUCCAAAACCAUUACAUUUGAAAAACAAUGGUCAUUCAGUUGCAGUAAAUAUAAAUAAUCAUUUAAAAAAACGAUUACCUUACAUAUUUGGUGCUGCACUUGAUACAAAUCAAGAAUACGAAGUAGAUCAUUUACAUUUUCAUUGGGGUGCAAAAAAUAACAGAGGAUCUGAGCAUAUUUUGAAUGGUGUUAGAUAUCCUAUGGAAAUGCAUAUAGUUCAUAAAAAUAAAAUUUAUUUAAAUUUAUCUAAUGUUUUAGAAUAUUUUUUUAAAGCUUACAAUUAGUUACAGGAAGAAGAUAACAAAUCAUUGUACCCUAUUGUAAAAGAUUUAACAAGUGUGCAAUGGCUAAAUAAAGAAAUACAAUUAAAUACGCCUAUAACACUAGCUUCGUUAUUACCUAAAAAUACAGAUACAUUUUAUACUUAUAAAGGUUCAUUAACUACACCCCCGUGUAACGAAGUAGUAACAUGGAUAAUCUUCCCGACACCGGUUCCAGUAUCUUUUGCUCAACUAAAUAAAUUUAGACAACUUUCCAAUGGAGAAGAUGUAUUAGAGGAUAAUUACAGAAAACUACAAGAUUUAGGACUCAGAAAAGUUUACGUCAGAAGACUGAGUCCGUUUUUAAUCGCAAAAUAUAAUGAAACGGUUUUUAAUGUCACAAAUUUAGAUUGGUUUUGGCAUUAAACAAAUUUUAGACUAAAGUAAAUAAUUUAAUAAUACUGCAUUAUUAAAAGAAAAAAUAAAAUUCAUUAUGUUAUAUUUUGCCAGGCUUAAGUAUGCAUGUAGAGUAAGACA